AUGCCUUGGGAACCCCCAAGCUUUGCCUUUUGGGUCUUCUUAGAAUUAAAGUGGUGCGGAGCCUCGCAUGGAUGGCUCGUUGCGUCAGAUGAACUCUCCAACCUUGUGCUCUACCACCCCUUCAACUUCGCCACGAUCCCUCUCCCGCCUAUUACCGAUUUAGAGUGCGUCAAGGGAGUCUACGACAGUGAUGGAAGCAUCGUGGGCUAUCGUUAUGGAAAACGCCAUGAAUAUGAGCCUAAUCAGCCCGGGGCACAAGGCCUCGGCACAUGGUUCUACCAGAAGGUGGUCUUGUCAUGCAAUCCAUCUCGCGGUGGUGACUACACUGCCGUGGCCAUCCACUACUACGAUGGUAACUGGAUUUCCUUCACAAGAGCAAGAGAGAGCCGUUGGCGACUCGCCGCAGCUCCGGCCGACCGGAGCGAUGACCGGUACGCCGAUUGCGUCUACCACGACGGGAGAUUCUACACGGUGACAUUGCAUGGGGUGCUCGAGGCAUGGGACCUCUGCGGUCCACAAGAACCAAGCAAAGAGGUGAUCAUCAACGGGGACAGGAGAUACAGGGGGAUUCAUACCAGGUUUCUGGUGUCCACGCCCUGCGGCGGCCUCUUGCAGAUACGGACUCUUGAACGCAUUCGUCGUCCCGGAAAAAUCGAGGUGGAGGUGCUUCAAGUCGACGUCCAAGAAUGCAAACUGGUCAGCUUGUCUUCUUCAACGGCCUUGCGGGAUCACGCGGUGUUUGUCGGGCUGAAUCAUUCGGCUUGUCUGCCUGUCAGGGAGUUUCCGGAGCUCAGGCCCAACUGUGUCUACUUCACCACACCUCGGCUGAUACACCAUGACAAUUUCGGUCUUCCGGGCUGGAGAGGUGUGGGGAUUUACGACUUGGAAAAUCAUACGUUUGAGUACGUUUUCCCCAGCUUUGGACCGGACUAUGGUGGAUUGUGGCCCUCUGAACUUUGGUACGUUCCGAAUCGUUGA
This is a messenger RNA of Aegilops tauschii subsp. strangulata, 978 nucleotides long. RefSeq lists its product as uncharacterized. Lineage: Eukaryota; Viridiplantae; Streptophyta; Magnoliopsida; Poales; Poaceae. The record is from RefSeq and is a predicted model, not a curated record.